Messenger RNA from Neomonachus schauinslandi (Hawaiian monk seal), 231 nucleotides. Its product is annotated as COX assembly mitochondrial protein homolog. The record is from RefSeq and is a predicted model, not a curated record. Lineage: Eukaryota; Metazoa; Chordata; Mammalia; Carnivora; Phocidae. The transcript is spliced from 2 exons. Bases 1 to 231 code for a protein of 76 amino acids. Gene Ontology annotation, cellular component: mitochondrion.
AUGGCGCUCGACCCCGCAGAUUUUACCAAAUGUUGCAAGGACUCUGGAAUCCUUAUGGUAGUAAAAUGCCGGAAAGAAAAUUCUGCGUUGAAAGAAUGUCUAACUGCUCAUUAUAAUGAUCCAGCCUUUUAUGAAGAAUGCAAAAUGGAAUACCUGAAGGAAAGGGAAGAAUUCAGAAAAACUGGAAUUCCUGCCAAGAAAAGGCUACAGAAACUUCCCACAAGCAUGUAG